Molecule: messenger RNA, 2720 nt
Organism: Malania oleifera
Lineage: Eukaryota; Viridiplantae; Streptophyta; Magnoliopsida; Santalales; Ximeniaceae
Product: transcription factor BHLH42
Exons: 8
Coding region: 360-2543 (727 amino acids)
Molecular function (GO): protein dimerization activity
Source: RefSeq, a predicted model, not a curated record
CUCUCUCUCUCUCUCUCUCUCUACUUAGUCAUCAGCUAACAUUUUCCAACGUUACCUGCAAGUCUGCGGCAACUGCUAUACACCUUCUCUUCUUUUCUCCUCAAAGUGCUACCCCUUGGUAUUACCUUUUUCUGUCUUCCUUCCUUCCUUUCUUUCUUUCUUUCCUUCUUUCUUUCUCUAUUAUUUUUUUUUUUAUUUUCAGCUCAGAACUAGCUGCUGCUUCGAUUCUGGCUAGCUACUCACGUGUCUUGGAAUUACCAGACACGGAGAUUCUUCUCUUCUUCUUUUUUUUCUUGUAACAAUAAUUAAGGAGGAAUAGAAAAUUAAAAAUAAUCGGGAGAAGUUGGGAGAUCCAAUUAAUGGCAGCGCCGCCGGGUAGCCGGCUGCAAACGAUGCUGCAGACGGCGGUGCAGGCGGUUCAGUGGACUUACAGUCUCUUCUGGCAGUUCUGUCCACAACAAGGGAUAUUAGUGUGGGGAGAUGGAUACUACAAUGGAGCGAUCAAGACGAGGAAAACGGUGCAGCCGAUGGAGGUGAGUGCGGAGGAGGCGUCGCUGCAAAGGAGCCAGCAGCUGAGGGAGCUUUACGAGUCGUUGUCGGCUGGAGAGACCAACCAGCCGCCACGGAGGCCGUCGGCAGCCUUGUCGCCGGAGGACUUGACGGAGUCCGAGUGGUUUUAUCUCAUGUGUGUCUCCUUCUCUUUCCCUCCUGGCAUGGGGGUACCAGGAAAGGCAUAUGCAAAGAGGCAGCAUGUGUGGCUUACGGGUGCAAAUGAAGUGGACAGCAAAGUGUUUUCAAGAGCUAUUCUUGCAAAGAGCGCUCGCAUACAGACUGUGGUAUGCAUUCCUCUAUUAGAUGGUGUUGUAGAACUCGGCACCACGGAUAGGGUUCAGGAGGACGCGGGAUUUAUCCAACAUGUAAAGAGCUUCUUCACUGCAGACCACCACAAUCCCUCUCCGAAGCCAGCCCUCUCCGAGCACUCAACUUCUAAUCCCACCUCAUCCUCCGGCCACCCUCGCUUCUCUCCGCCGCCACUCCUCGCCAUGUACACGGCGGCCCACCCGCCGGCCAAUGUCAAUCAAGAAGAAGACGACGACGAAGAAGAAGAGGAAGAGGAGGAGGAGGAAGAAGAAGAGGAGGAGGAGGAAGAAGAAGGCGAUUCCGAAUCCGAAGCGGUAGGGAAUGCUCAACCUAUUCCUGUGGCGGCGGCCGCAGGUCAGAACCCCCAGCUGGAUGGUCGGGAAGUGGUGCAGGUUGCGGCUCAAGCGGCGGCGGCUGAACCGAGCGAGCUCAUGCAGCUAGAGAUGUCGGAGGAUAUCCGAUUCGGGUCACCGGAGGAUGGAUCAAAUAAUUUGGACUCGGAUUUUCACAUGCUUACAGUGAGCCAAUCAGGGAACAUGACCAACAUGCAUCAGCGCCAGGCUGACUCAUAUAGAGCUGAAUCAUCUAGGAGGUGGCCAUUGAUGCAGGACCCUUUGAGCACCGGUUGUCUUCAACCCCCACCUUCAGUUACCCCUCCCCCAAUGGACGAAUUGACACAAGAAGACACCCACUACUCCCAAACCGUCUCCGCCAUCCUCCAAAACCAGUCCUCCUGCCGGUGGCCCGCCGACCCCUCCACAGUCACCGGCGGCUGCUACCCCAUUUACUCCCCUCACUCCUCCUUCUCCAAGUGGACCACUCGCUCCGACCACCUCCUCCCCGUCCCUGUCGUCGACGACAACUCCCAGUACCUCCUCAAGUACAUCCUCCUCACCGUCCCCUUCCUCCACGCCAAGUUCCGCGACGACGCUUCCCCCAAAUCCCGCGACGGCGACGCCUCCCCCGCUGCCGCUGCCGCGCGCUUCCGCAAGGGAACCCCGCAAGAGGAGCUCAGCGCAAACCACGUCCUCGCCGAGCGCCGUCGCCGCGAAAAGCUCAACGAGCGCUUCAUCAUUUUGCGCUCCCUCGUCCCGUUCGUGACCAAGAUGGACAAGGCUUCGAUUCUCGGCGACACCAUCGAGUACGUGAAGCAGCUACGCCGAAAGAUCCAGGAUCUGGAGGCUCGGACCCGGCAGAUGGACUCGGAUCAGCGUUCCAGGUCGGGCGGGGACCCGCAGAAGACGGGCAGUAGCUUGAAAAGCGGAGUCACGGGUUCGGAUCGGGCUCGGGGGGUUCCCGGGUCGGACAAGAGGAAGCUAAGGAUCGUGGAGGGCAACGGCGGCGGAGCGAAACCGAAGGCAGUGGAGACACCGACUCCUCUUCCGCCGCCGCCGCCUCUUCCGUCGCCGACGGCUAUGGGGAGCACGACGGUGGAGGUGUCGAUCAUAGAGAGAGAUGCAUUACUGGAAUUGCAGUGUGUGUACAGGGAAGGGUUGUUGCUGGAUAUAAUGCAGAUGCUGCGGGAGCUUCGGGUGGAGGUGACGGCGGUUCAGUCGUCUUUGAACAACGGCGUGUUUGUGGCCGAAAUGAGAGCCAAGGUGAAGGAAAAUGUGAACGGGAAGAGAGCAAGCAUUGUGGAAGUAAAGAGAGCAAUAAACCAAAUAAUACCACUCGACUCAUGACUCCCUACCUCCACACACCUAAUAUAAUUAGUAACUGUACUAAUGUAUCCUCCCCCCCACCCCCCUAGAGAGUAGACUGAAUAAUCCACCCUCAAAUCUUGACUCAUUUAACUGCUAUCUGCUUAGGAAAUAGUUGUAAGAUGAGAAGGAAAAAUAUAGCUUUAUCAUGACAGACAA